AUGCACGGUCUUUUGGACAAUACGUACGAAAACAUGUUGUGCUACACGACGGCUCAUGAGGUCCUUGGGAAACUGUACACCAAGUCGGGAGACGUGUUUACGGCCCGAUAUUAUCAAAAAGUCAUGCAGCACACCUACGAUCGCUACAUGAUUGUGGCUACGCGCUACGUGCAGUACCUCCUACAAGUACGGCGCCGGGGCGACGAGGUUCCGGGUCGAAUCAGUGACGAGCUGGCAAAAGCUUUGGACGACGUGGAAGUGGCCCAAGGUCAAAAUAACCAUGUCAUGAUGUCCGAGGCGCUGACCAAUGUGUGGUGUGCCGUACUUGAUGAAAGCACGGACAUGAACAGCUUGGACCUGGAGUACUGUCCCACCGUCUAUAUCCUUUGUACGGCGCUGCAAGCCAACGACACCUUCAAGCAGCCAAACAACUGGACGCCAACGCUGGCAGCUCUGUUGUGGAUCUGCCGCUUGUUCCUGCUCGUCCGUCGCCAGCUUGAUCCAAGCAGCCCUGGCGCGCUGACGGAAGAUGCUGCCGUCAAGACGGAGGGCCACAUUGGCUACUAUCUUGGUAGUAGAUUGACAUAUGUUCGUAAAUGUACCUCGGAGGAAGGCAAACCAGGUGUUGACGUGGUGUUUGAAACGCGGCCAGCCCCUGGACAGGAGUUUCGGACUCUGACAGCAAAUGGCAUUCGUAUGAACCACGACGAUCUACGAGCGGCCAAGCGUGUCGCACAGGAGGGCACGUAUGAGCUGCUGUUCAACAUUGCGCCAAUGCAGCUCGAAAAGCAGCUUCGGCCAGGCCAAGUCUACCGAACCAUCCAGGCCGUGACCAAGCGGUUUCUUGGAACCAGCAUCACUGUCAGCGCAUGGCGGCACAUGAGUGUGGCUUGGCUGCGUACACUGGUGUUGCAUCAUACGCCCGAGCCUUCAUUGGGGGCGUUGAAUGUGGCACACUCUCAAAGCCAGCAUGCAGGCAGAACGGCACGCAACGUCUAUGGCCGCACGCAGCUCGAUCACAAGUUUGUGUCCAGUGAAGCACAGUACGGCCAUCAGUUUGUGUCUGAAGAAUGGCACAAGCUCAUGAAGCUGGUAGAUGUAGAGAAUCAGAUCCAAGCUGAGGCCGUAGAUGGACAGACCUGCGUGCAACAAGUGGUUCAUAAACAGGUGGUCAUCCAGUCGUCUCGGGUCAGGAACGCCAGCACACAGGUGCAAGCGACCGUGGGCACGCAAACAGAUCUCGAGGUUGAAGCCUGCCUUGAUGCUGAGGAUGACAUUGACGAUAUCAUUGCCGGGUUGGAUUUAGACGAAGCCGAGGCAGCCGAAUCGUCCAUGCCAGUUGCCGUGCCGCGAGCCGUGAAAGAGGCUGCGUCGACGGCCUUGCAGCAAGAGCCAAGCCAGCACAAUGACCAAACGCAGCAGGAAGAGUAUGAGGAUCAGCUUUGGCUUGCUCAAUGUGUGCGGCAAGCGUGGAAGACAACAUUUCGCGACUGGGAUCAGUAUCGAUUGGCACAGGCUGUGACUCGGCACGAAGCCCAGGAUGGCUGGCUGCUGGCCGUGGCCCCGACGGGCAUGGGCAAGACGCUGUGUACACUCGCUCACCUCCAGCCACGCAAGGUCGUGGUGUGGGUAGUCCCGCUUCGUGAGCUUGCCAGAGACUUGUGCCGCCGCUUCGAGCAGGCAGACAUUGUAUCGCAGUGGGCUAAGAAUGAUGGCCGCGACAUGCAAGUCAACGUUCAAGUGAUUGUCAUGACGGUCGACUUUUUGGUUGGCUAUGGGAUGAGGUGGGUGCAAACUCUCGUGCAGCAGAAGCGUCUGGCCAUGCUGGUGAUGGACGAGGUUCACACAAUGCUCGUGGACACUAGCUAUCGAGACAGCCUUGUUCGCUGCCCAGGCCGGCUGGACCAUCUUCGCCAAGACCCAUCUGUCAAGUGUGUGGGCCUGACUGGCACGCUUUGCCCCAAAGAUGAGCGGGCUCUGCUCCAACAGCUGGAUUGCACGGAGGACGCUUCGUACCAGACCUUUCGUAUGCCAACCAUGCGAACCGAUCUUCGGCUAGCGGUGCAACAAGGAACAACAAAGGCAUUUGAGAUGUUUGUGGAACGCCACUACGACCUGUUGGAGCAAGAGGGCCGCGUGGAUCGCAUGUUGAUUUUUUGUGACACGAAGAAGCAGGUUGAGGCAUUGUCGACUCAGUUGGCACGCACGUUGGGUCACGAGCAGUCGCUGGCCGUGGAUGCUGACAUGUCAGCCGAAGACACGCGAGCCGCUCUUGAGCAGUGGAGGAGCGGCACGCAGAGUCUGGUCUUGGUGGCCACAAGCUGCUUGGGCGCGGGCUUGGACAUGCCCAACGUCCGGAAGGUGAUCUGGUUUGGCAGCGGCUACAACGGCUACACCUUGUCGCAGGCCUUUGGCCGGGCUGGCCGCGACCGACGGGGUGGCGAGGCCACGCUAUGGAUUCCACGAGGCACAGCGGUUUCGGAAGACCUGCAGCCAUUUGCAAGCAUGAAGCGCUGCCUGACCUUUGAGCUUGGUUGGCUGCUGGAUGGUGAGGGCCACAUUUGUGCGGCCGCAGGAGCGCCGGCUUGCACCGUCUGCUCCAUGAUGCAACCGACCAUCACAGCUCGCCAUCCAAGCCGUGAAGCACAUGGGGCGCCAGUAUCACACGAGGGCCAGACGCGGGCCAAACGAGCGCAGUUGAUGGUACCAUCGGCGCCAAUUCAGUCAGACGACUUUAACACGGCUCUGCUAUGGAUGAGCACCUACUGCUGGGCCUGCAGCUGCAGCAGAGACCGCUUGGUUGCUCACCACCAGCCUUCUAGCUGCCCGGUCAUGAAAGGGCGCUGCUUUCGAUGCCACUGCCGCGGUCAUGGUAGUAGCAAUUGCCAAGUGACCUUGGGGGCGGGUGUUUGCUACCGGUGUUGGAGGCCGCAGAAGAUUGGGGGUGAUCGAGUGGUGGAGUGCACGGGGCGGGCCUAA
Molecule: messenger RNA, 2979 nt
Organism: Monosiga brevicollis MX1
Lineage: Eukaryota; Choanoflagellata; Craspedida; Salpingoecidae
Exons: 2
Coding region: 1-2979 (992 amino acids)
Biological process (GO): double-strand break repair via homologous recombination
Cellular component (GO): chromosome; cytoplasm; nucleus
Molecular function (GO): nucleic acid binding; ATP binding; 3'-5' DNA helicase activity
Source: RefSeq, a predicted model, not a curated record